AACAGUCGGCCAGCCAUUGAUUUUAUCUUGAUGUUUAUGUUUUGGGAGAAUGAAUUUUAAUGUCUUUCACUACUUCCAACAAUCGUUAAAAAUUUAUUGAGCCAGUGCGAGUGCGUCGGAGUUGAUACUAAGUUAAAGGUUGUGUAAUUGAAACAAACCACAAUGCAUCCUAGAAGUAUUGGUAAGCGCAUCCGCAUGGAUGAACCUCCCCCACCGGAGUAUGACACCAGCAAUCCAAUGACUCCCAUGACCCCCAUGGACGGAAGUAUGGCAGACUCCCAAGAACCUCCGUACACACCAUAUACACCCUAUAGCAACCAGUCUACACCUAUGCAUGCAGGUGUGGACGUCUACGGUGGCAACCAACAGUACGAACCGGCCAACAACUAUGAGCAACAACAGCACCACCUGUACGAACAACAACAGCAGUAUGAGGUGCAACAACAACAACAACAGUACGAGGCUCAGUUGCAACAACAGGAGUUACAGCAGGAACCAGUGCAACCACCACCCGAGCCGAUGCAAGAGAGUCAUGAUAUGAGCUUUGAAGCUCCCCCGCAGUACGAGCAGCCGAUGACUCCGUUGAACUUGCGCGGUGGACGGAUAACUAGGGCUCGGCUCAGGAAUGCAACACAACCAAACAACCCCCCUCCACCGCCUACCCCAGUGAGGAGGCAGCCUGCGGAAGAACGAACAACCCCUGGCAGGAAAGGAAGAAAGAGAUCGUAUGCUGAGACAAUCAAUGACGAAGAUUCUAGCCUCUACUUGAUUGUUCGCAAUGGACGAUCGUCCCUUCAAACUAUUGUGGACGACUGGAUAGAAGCGUACAAGAUCAACCGCGACACCGCUCUAGUAGCUCUGAUGCAGUUCUUCAUACACGCGGCUGGCUGCAAGGGUAAGAUCACUGCUCAGAUGGCAGCCAGUAUGGAACAUGCAGCCAUCAUUCGGAAGAUGACAGAGGAGUUUGAUGAAGAAAGUGGUGAAUAUCCUUUGAUAAUGUCUGGGCAGCAGUGGAAGAAAUUCAGACAGAACUUUUGUGAUUUCGUCGCUAUGUUGGUAAAGCAGUGUCAGUAUUCUAUUAUCUACGAUCAAUAUCUCAUGGACAAUGUCAUUUCACUUUUGACGGGACUGUCGGAUUCACAAGUCCGAGCAUUCAGGCAUACAGCGACACUUGCUGCCAUGAAGCUGAUGACGGCGCUGGUGGAUGUAGCGCUGACAGUGUCCAUCAACUUGGACAACACACAACGACAAUACGAGGCGGAGCGACAGAAGGCGAGAGACAAGCGAGCCAGCGACCGCCUCGAGUCACUUAUGGCCAAGAGACAAGAACUGGAGGAGAACAUGGACGAGAUCAAGAACAUGCUUACUUACAUGUUCAAGUCUGUAUUUGUCCACAGAUACAGGGAUACCCUACCAGAAAUAAGAUCCAUUUGCAUGGCAGAAAUCGGUGUUUGGAUGAAGAAGUUUCACCAGAACUUUCUCGAUGAUUCGUACUUGAAGUAUAUUGGUUGGACUUUGCACGACAAAGUAGGAGAAGUGAGACUGAAAUGUUUACAGGCUCUUCAACCCCUGUAUGCAUCUGAAGAACUGAAAGGCAAACUGGAGUUGUUCACCAGUAAGUUCAAGGACAGAAUUGUUGCAAUGACUUUAGACAAAGAGUAUGAUGUGGCAGUACAAGCUGUACGUCUCGUCAUCAGCAUAUUGAAGAAUCACAGAGACAUUUUGACAGACAAGGACUGUGAACAUGUUUACGAGCUGGUAUACUCGAGUCAUCGCGCGGUCGCACAGGCCGCGGGAGAGUUUCUCAACGAGAGGUUGUUUGUACCAGAGGACGCAGGGAAUAUUGUGAGGACCAAGCGCGGCAAGAAGAGGCUUCCCAACACUCCUCUCAUACGAGAUCUUGUACAGUUCUUUAUAGAGUCAGAGCUUCACGAACACGGUGCUUACCUGGUCGAUUCACUGAUUGAGAGUAACGACAUGAUGAAAGAUUGGGAAUGCAUGACCGAUCUGCUACUGGAAGAACCAGGUCCCCACGAGGAGCCGUUGGAUGAUCGCCAGGAGACAAGUCUGAUAGAGCUGAUGGUGUGUUGUGUUAGGCAAGCAGCUACUGGAGAAGCCCCAGUUGGCAGAGGGCCUAACAGAAAGAUUCCGUCAGUGAAGGAGAUCAAGCAAGUUCAAGACGACAAGCAAAGAUUGACGGAACAUUUUAUCGCUACAUUGCCACCGCUGAUCGAUAAAUACCGAGCCGAUCCUGAUAAGUUGGCAAACCUGAUCUCCAUCCCGCAAUAUUUUGAUCUUGAAAUUUACACAACUUCAAGACAAGAAGCCAAUUUAGACCUCCUGUUGAAGAAACUGCACCAAGUUGUGGAGAAGCAUCAUGAUACUGAUGUUCUGGAAACUUGCGCCAAAACUCUGGAAGUGCUGUGUACUGAAGGCAACGCCAUCUAUACCCGGUGUGAUGUACAACGGAGCACGCUCAUAGACGCGAUUGUCAACAGAUACAAGGAGGCUAUGGACGAGUGGAAUUGCCUCAUCGAAGGGGCUGAGACUCCUGACGAUGAUGAGACAUUCAAUGUGGUAAACAGUUUGAAGAAAGUCGCCAUCUUCUACUCCUGUCACAACAUCGGCAGUUGGAAUAUCUGGAGCACAAUGUUCAAAGAUGUGGUUGAGGCGAAAGACGGCAAUAGAACUUUGCCUGAAGAGGCUGUCAAGUACUGUAUGUCUGCUUGCUAUUUUGGAAUUCUCUGGGAUCUACACCAUUUGGAAGAGCUUGCGGAGAGCGGAGCUGAUGCUUGCAAAGAAGUCAAGCAGAAAUUGACACAAUUUUUUGACUGCAUGAAAGAGAUGUUGACCAUGGAAAGCAACCAACUAUACAAAGAAGAGGCCUACAUCACCAUCUGCGACCUGCUGGUGGUAUUUUGCAAUCAGCUGUUCACCAACCCUAAUCCACUGCUGGGAGAUUUAGUCUAUGAAGCGGACAAGUCUUUGCAGACAAUGCUGAACGUCUUCAUCCAGAACAACGUGUUUGUCUAUCAAGAGGAAGAUGAACAAGAUGAACAUUCUAAGAUCGAGGAGCUUCAUAAAAGACGCAACUUCCUGGCGUCCUACUGCAAACUUAUAGUGUACAGCAUCAUGCCCACUUCCUGCGCGGCUGAUGUGUUCAAACACUACGUCAAGUCGUACAUGGACUAUGGAGAUAUCAUCAAAACAACCCUGGGCAAAGCUAGAGAGAUAAACAAGACUAACUGUGCAAGAACAAUGCUUACAUCUCUGAUCUCGCUGUUCAGAGAAAUGCAUAAAGAACUCGGCCACCUUCGUAUCAACCGCCAGAUAGAGGAGUUCAGUUGCCUCAAGGAACUGGCCAAGAGAUUUGCUCUUUCCUUUGGCUUGGACGCCAUCAAGAACAGAGAGGCCAUCACGGCCCUUCACAGGGAAGGUAUCCUGUUUGCUGUCGAGAGAGCUGAUUAUGUGGAAGAUCCUACCGGACCUCCUCCUAACUUGGCAUUCUUGGAGAUCCUUACAGAGUUUACCAACAAGCUGCUCAAACAGGACAAGCGGAUUGUGUUGAACUACCUAGAUCGUAGAGUUGCUGCUGGGAUGCCAUCCAGCCGAGGGGAGGAUUGGCAACCCCUGCUGAUGUACAGGAACAGUCUUGUCCAUGGGGAGACUGACCAACCUCUGGUGACGUCCAAGCGAGCAUAUUACAGGAAGAAGAAGGAAGCUGAAGAUGAAGUCGACGAAAUUGAUGACGCUUCUGACCAAGAGUUCAGUAUGGGACAUUUGCCUCCGUUGUUGGAAGACAGCACCAAGCCUACUAAGAAGCGAAGGAGAGGUCCAAUGCCGAGAAUCGAUUUCACUGGUGUUCUCAAAGACGCUGAGGAGGAACAACAUCAUCACAUGACGAUAACAUCGACACGGCCACAGCGGCAGUGUGCAAGGUUUGCGUUCAGUUACGUUGAACGGGACGAUGAUGAAGAGAGCAUGAUAAUGUAAAUAUUUACGCCAACAAUUUAUUGUACGUCAGUAUGCUUCUACUUCAAAACCUAACAAACAUGCUUUUGGCUACAAUGAAGAAAAUGUGAAGUGUGAGAAAGGGUGUUAGAAAUAAGCGUUGUUUUAGUACACUUAGUUAUUUUAGAUUUAUCAAUUUUGAUCUGUAGGUUGAAAUUUACAGAUAUCAUACUUGCAAUUGCAUUUAGAAAUUUUUUGUGUGGAUAAAAUCUCCAUUUAUUAUAUCUUAACCUCAGUUUAAAUUAGUCUCCUAGUUGAUUGUAAAAGUUUUCCUAAGCAAGCUUUUAAACAUUUGGCAAAGGGCAUUUUAAAUUGGGUUUUCAACUAACCUCAAAUAUAUUAAUUGUGUCGGUUCUAGUAAAAACUACAUAAACUUUUUAUUGUAAAGUUGUUGGAAUAUAAAUUUUAUAUUUGGCGGCUAAGUAAAAGAAAUAGUGAGUAAGUAAAUAGCUAGUGAGCUUAUUCAUAUUUUUGCGUUUGAAACAAUGAACAUAAUGUGCCAUUAAAAUACUACUUUAUAUAAGUUAUUCCUGAUUACUGGACGAGAUGUCAAUGCAAAAUUAAUUAAAAAUUUUUACUACUAUGUGUAUAAUAAAUACAAAAACAUAUCUACCUAUUCAAAAUAAAAAUGUAGUUUUAAUAAUACAAAAGUGAUCUGCCAAUAGCAAUGCUCUUUUCUGACUAUUUAUAAGCUUUUUUCCAUCUAAGCAUGUAUUUUAAAAGUACAGUAAACUCUCAUUAACUCAAGACACCUGGUAACUCCACAGUUGACAGCACAAAAAAAGGAAAAUUUUCAGAACUUUUAGUUGAAGCCGAAUUGUUGAAUAUUUAACAUUUGAAUUUAUUUGAAAAUUAUAAAUUAAUUAUAAAUAUGAUAAAUUUGAAAAAAUUAUUUGAAGACUUUUACUCAAUAUCUAAAAAUACUCAUUCAUGUAAAAUUAGCAUGUUGUGUUAAACAUUAAUUUAUUAUUCAUUUAUUAAAACCCAUAAAAAAUGUCAAUGUUCUGGAUAACUCGACAACCCCAAUCUCGAGAACCUCUGGGUCCACAAAUUGUCUAGUUAGUGAUGUUUUACUGUGAUUGUUGAUAUAGUUAAAAUAAUUGAAUCCUUUCCAGCUUGUAUUCAAUAUGGAAUUCAAAUUGUUUUAAGUUUUACACGGUGCCCUUCAAACCUUAGGUUUUUUGGGGCUUUUGGUUACAGUAUUAUAUUAAGUCCCUGAAGUUAAAUGAUGUUUGAUUAUUUUAAAGUAAAAGUGUAAAUAGAAACGUUUUGUAUUUGGGAGUUAUGAAUAAAAAAUAUUUUACUAAAAAGAAUUUUCCUUGCCAAAGCUCUAAAUGU
Messenger RNA from Macrosteles quadrilineatus (aster leafhopper), 5349 nucleotides. RefSeq names its product cohesin subunit SA-2 (gene SA1). Lineage: Eukaryota; Metazoa; Arthropoda; Insecta; Hemiptera; Cicadellidae. The coding region runs from base 163 to 3993 and encodes 1276 amino acids. Gene Ontology annotation, biological process: sister chromatid cohesion. The record is from RefSeq and is a predicted model, not a curated record. Gene Ontology annotation, molecular function: chromatin binding. Gene Ontology annotation, cellular component: cohesin complex; nucleus; chromatin. The transcript has 24 exons.